UCGUUCGUCAUUACAUUGUGCUGCUUACAAUGGCUCAGUCGGUUGCUGCUCUGAGCUCAUUAAUGCUAAUGCUUUCAUUAAUCAAACUGAUAAAGAUGGCGUCACUCCUCUACACUGGGCCUGUGCUGGAGGCAGCAGUGACUGUGUUCAGUUUCUACUAAGCAAAGGAGCUAACCCAAAUGCAAUGGAUAGCUCAGAGCAACUGACUCCAUUGGAUUAUGCUAUACUUGAGAAUCACCAGGAGCUAGCACAAGCUCUUAUAAUCAAUGGAGCUCUGACUAUUGCCAGUAUACAAGAGCUGGCAGCCAUUAUGAUUCAGAAGGUCGUACGGGGGUACUUGGCAAGGAAAAGGUUCAAGUUGCUUCACGCAGAGAAGGUGAAGGGAGAGGUAAAGGUGGAGGAGACAGGAGGGACAGAAACUGAAGCAACUGAUGCUGUUUCUAGUCGACCUGAUUCUAGUCAUAGGAGGAGUCUUGAACUUCAAGUUGCUGAAUCAGAGAGACAAGCUAAGGAAUGGGCAUUAAGAAGCCCAUCAACUAGGGCACUUCAGAGUCAACUAGCUAGAAAGGACAGACAAAGGAUGACACUUCAUCGUAAGAAGACACAUGCUGCACUAGUUAUACAAUAUGCCUGGAGGAAAUACAAAAGAAGGAAGCAUUAUCUUGAGAUUGAGGAUGCCAAAAGGAAAGCUAGACAAAGACUAGGAUUAGACCAUUGGAGGAAAGAGAUAGCUGCAUUAGUUAUACAACUAGCAUGGAGACAGUAUCAAAGAAAACAAGUACUAAAACUAGCAAAUAAGAGAAGAAGAAUACUACAUCAAUGGACACCAAGGUAUGGUACUAGUAUUAACAGAAAUGUGUAGCAUGUAAUCAUACAUAUAACAUUUAACUUUUCUUAUUUUACAGUGUUCUUGCUGCAAAACAGAGAUUACUAGUGGAAAAAGUUUAUGGUCAAGAACUAAAGACUAGUCAGUAUCACCCUCCUAAACCACGCCCCAUGGUACGGCCAGCUUACCUUCAACUAGUUGCAUCUCCUGCUGCUACUUCUUUUAAUUUUGCUGUGAACCAGUAUCAGACUUCAUUCUCUCCUCAGUCAAGAGUCUUUUAGAUUAAUGAUAAUAAUGAUUGUGUAAACUGCUUGUGUAUGUAUUACCCCUUCACCUUUUACUGUCUGUUCUUCAAAUUAUUAGCAGCUCAAUUAAAAUGUAUUACUAUGAUUAUUUUUUUUCCUCUUAUUCUCAUGCAUAAAAACUCAUUGUGACGUUACAAAAAAAUAAAGAAAAUAUGUUUCUCUACUAGUGUUUGUGCCAGUUUCAA
Amphimedon queenslandica is the source of this 1316-nucleotide messenger RNA. RefSeq names its product inversin-like. Gene Ontology annotation, molecular function: protein binding. The record is from RefSeq and is a predicted model, not a curated record. The annotation marks the transcript as partial. Lineage: Eukaryota; Metazoa; Porifera; Demospongiae; Haplosclerida; Niphatidae. The transcript has 7 exons.